Trichomonas vaginalis G3 is the source of this 354-nucleotide messenger RNA. RefSeq lists its product as uncharacterized. The coding region runs from base 1 to 354 and encodes 117 amino acids. The record is from RefSeq and is a predicted model, not a curated record. The transcript has a single exon. NCBI's taxonomy places the organism in Eukaryota, Parabasalia, Trichomonadida, Trichomonadidae.
AUGGAAAAACGAAUGAAAUUCGCAACACAAGCUGGAACUUUAGAACAUACACUUGAUCUUAAUAUAAAUCCUUACUCAACUUCCACAAGAAUUGCAAAGGAGAUAUCAACUAAAAUCUGUUGCAAGAAAGAUGGCCAAUAUGUUAACAUUAGUAUUGGAAAAGUUGUUGCUACAACUUAUAUUCGCUCAGAAGUUGUUACAACAACUUCAUCCACAUUCCUUUGGUGGGAAUGGGAUAAGUCAACAACAAUAGAAUGGAGACCUCUUACAGGAUCCGAACUUUCUCAAGUUGAAGAUUAUCUUUCAAAUCUUGCACAUAUCUAUGACUUCAGAAUGAAUGAAGUCACAUACUAA